Messenger RNA from Octodon degus (degu), 1085 nucleotides. RefSeq names its product ubiquitin-conjugating enzyme E2 E1. The record is from RefSeq and is a predicted model, not a curated record. Gene Ontology annotation, molecular function: ubiquitin conjugating enzyme activity. Gene Ontology annotation, cellular component: nucleus. Gene Ontology annotation, biological process: protein polyubiquitination. The coding region runs from base 406 to 987 and encodes 193 amino acids. The transcript is spliced from 5 exons. NCBI's taxonomy places the organism in Eukaryota, Metazoa, Chordata, Mammalia, Rodentia, Octodontidae.
CCCGCGGUCUCGCCCGGGCCACCGGCGCCCCGACACCCUGACACCCCGAGAGCGGACAAAAACAGCCCAGAGGCCAAGGGGCCGCGGGACCUUCCCGCCCCGCGCCCCUACCCCCGCCACCGCCGCCUCCGCUCCUCCCUGGCGGCCGGGUGGGGAUCCCGGGGGGCGAGGGAGGGGCUGCUCGCUGCGUCCCCUCCUUGGGGCCGGAAAGGAACAAACAAGCCGCGUCCGCCUUGCGGGAGCCCGGCUGGGCCUGGGGACUUUGGGAAGAGCGGUGGGUGCAGCGGUGCCCUGCAGACAGAACCCGAGUUCCGUAUUUACACUCCCUGCAGGAGGGCCUUGUGUUUCUGUUUUGUUUCCCUCCCCCUGCAGGGGCUGUGUGCGGGGUGGGGUGGGGGGUUCGCUAUGUCGGAUGACGAUUCCAGGGCAAGCACCAGCUCCUCCUCCUCUUCGUCCUCCAACCAGCAAACCGAGAAAGAAACAAACACCCCCAAGAAGAAGGAGAGUAAAGUCAGCAUGAGCAAAAACUCCAAGCUCCUCUCCACCAGCGCCAAGAGGAUUCAGAAGGAGCUGGCCGACAUCACUCUAGACCCUCCGCCCAACUGCAGUGCUGGUCCUAAAGGUGACAACAUCUAUGAGUGGAGAUCUACCAUUCUAGGACCCCCAGGAUCUGUGUAUGAAGGAGGUGUAUUCUUUUUGGAUAUCACUUUUACUCCAGAAUAUCCCUUCAAACCUCCAAAGGUUACAUUUCGGACAAGAAUCUAUCACUGUAAUAUUAACAGUCAAGGAGUUAUUUGCUUGGAUAUAUUGAAGGAUAAUUGGAGCCCAGCACUAACUAUUUCUAAAGUCCUCCUUUCUAUCUGCUCACUUCUUACAGACUGUAAUCCUGCCGACCCUUUGGUGGGAAGUAUUGCCACUCAGUAUAUGACCAACAGAGCAGAACAUGACAGAAUGGCCAGACAGUGGACCAAGAGAUACGCUACAUAAAUUGAAUUGAGUUUUCACAAUUCUUACAUUAUUUGUCUGUCACAGAAGAGAGCUGCUUAUGAUUUUGAAGGGGCAGGGGAGGGUGGGAGUUGGUAAAG